GUGAGUGAGCGCGCGAGCGAGCGUGUGAGUUGCCGGAUCGGUUUCUCGGGGUUUGACCAGUUGUCCCAGGCUAACCCUGCUCUCUGAAGAUGGAGGAAGUAAAAAACAGGAUUACCCUUAGCUACAGAUCCACUGCCUUAGUUUCCAUAACCAACUGCGGGGCGCAAACACACGAUCGCUAAGCCUAGGAAAGAAACCGAGAAAGGAAAAGACUCAUUAACAAAACAAACAAACCGGGAGGAUGGUGGAAUUGUUUCCCUACGCGCAUUGCUAAGCACUGCACUUUGAUUAUGGAAGUGGAGGCUACUGAUGGAUACCUGCCCUGUGACCAUGACCUUUCACCUGAAAGGGAACACUCCAAUGUGGCGAUUGACCUUACUUCAAGCACACCCAAUGGGCAACAUACCUCACCAAGUCACCUGACAAGCACAAAUUCCAUAAAGCGGGAAAUGCAAAGCGAUGAUGAGGAUUCUAACAGAAAGCGUCUAAAGCGGGAAGAUGGGAUCAUUGGGCAGGAUGAAGGGAGCAGUUUGGAAGAGCCCCUGAUUGAAAACCAGGAGAUUGGGGAGAACAGAAAAAUGCAGGAGCUGUCAGGCGAGGGAGGAAUCCGGCUUCCGAAUGGUAAACUGAAAUGUGACGUCUGUGGCAUGGUUUGCAUUGGGCCCAAUGUGCUUAUGGUACAUAAAAGGAGUCACACUGGUGAGCGUCCCUUUCACUGUAACCAGUGUGGAGCUUCCUUCACCCAGAAGGGGAACCUACUGAGGCACAUCAAAUUACACUCCGGAGAAAAACCAUUCAAAUGUCCCUUUUGUAGUUAUGCCUGCCGAAGAAGGGAUGCUCUCACAGGACACCUCAGGACACACUCUGUAGGUAAACCUCAUAAAUGUAACUACUGUGGACGAAGCUACAAACAGCGCAGUUCUUUGGAGGAACACAAGGAACGCUGUCACAACUACCUUCAAAAUGUCACCAUAGAGGCCACGGGGCAAGUGAUAAGUCAUCAUGUCUCUACUAUGGAAGAUUAUAAGGAGCAAGAAGCUGGGAUGGACAACAAUGUUACUCUGGUGCCUUUUGAAAGACCUGCUGUUAUAGAGAAGCUGACAAGCAACAUGGGAAAGCGUAAAAGCUCCACCCCACAGAAGUUUGUGGGUGAAAAGCUCAUGAGAUAUGGUUAUCCAGAUAUUCAUUUUGAUCCAAGCUUACCAUAUGAGAGAGAUGCUGAGCUGAUGCAAACCCACAUGAUGGAUCAAGCAAUCAACAAUGCGAUCUCUUACCUUGGGGCAGAGGGACUUCACCCAUUGAUGCAGCACACUCCAAGCACAAUUGCUGAUGUGGCACCUGUCAUAAGUUCAUCUUAUGCUCAGGUCUAUAAUCCAAGCAGGAUAGAAAGACCAGUAAGCAGAGGAACCACUGAUAGCAAUGAAAAUAACAUGGAUGGCCCACUCUCCCUCAUCAGACCAAAGAGUCAUCCCCAAGAAAGAGAGGCUUCACCUAGCAAUAGCUGCCUCGAUUCCUCUGACUCAGAGAGCAGCCACGAAGACCACCAGUCCUUUCAAGGAAACCUUGCCUUAAAUCCCAAACGAAAGCAAAGUCCAGCUUACAUGAAGGAUGAUUCCAAGGCUUUGGAGGUCAGUAAAGCAUCAAAGGGCUCUUUAAAGGAUAUCUAUAAGGUCUUCAAUGGAGAAGGAGAGCAGAUAAGGGCAUUUAAGUGUGAACACUGUCGAAUUCUUUUCCUGGACCAUGUCAUGUACACCAUUCAUAUGGGGUGUCAUGGCUACCGGGACCCCCUAGAAUGCAACAUUUGUGGAUACCGGAGUCAGGACCGAUAUGAGUUCUCUUCCCACAUUGUCCGAGGAGAACAUACAUUCCACUAAGCCUUCUUUUCCAAAGGAGACACUGAAGUAGAAAAACAAACACUGCACAUGAAGAAAUACUGCACUUGCAAGCCCACUUUUCCUCAGAUGUUGACACAGCUCUUCUCAUUGGUUCUCUUCCUUGCAGCUAUUUUUAAUUAAUGUUGUUUUUGUUGUUGCUGUUUUGGCGAUCCAGUCUCACCUUACCACCAGUGGUGAGGUGAGAAGGAAGAAAAGGAGGGACCAGAGAGUAGUUUGGCUUAUUGUUUUUGCUAUGAAAAUGGAUGUUGCCCUUUCAUGGUGGAAAGUGAAAGGGAGUUCAUUUCUGUCACAAUUUUCAUAUAGUUUUUUACAUGCUGAACUCAGCAAGGUGCUCUGACAUCUUAGCAAAUUGCCAUUUGGGGAGAGAAUAAUAAUUUCAAAAAAAUAAAGCCCUUUUAAAUAUGUAGCUAAAAUUUUGUUCAGGAUGGGAGAUGAAAUUCUUAUUUUGCAAAAAUCCUAGCAAAAGGGGUGUGCUUAGGGGCAGGGAGAGGUUUCACUUAAGACUAAAUAUGUUCUACAGAUUUAGGAGCACCAAUAAAUAACAAGGUUUGCUUGAAUGUUAUUUCCUGAGGUGAGGUUCUUAUAAGGUAUUGGUUGUCUUGAAUGUAAAUGAAUUUAUAUCUAAAUACUAAAUUACAUAACUGAUAUUUGAUUUUUUCAUGGGAUGUGACAUCCUCCAGGAAAUCUGAAAACAUAAAAUGUUAUUUUACUUAUCCCAAUAUGCACUUUUAAAAAAGAAAGAAAAUUGCUAGGAUCCUUUUAUGCCACUCAUUUCCCAGCUUCCUAUAGGUCUGUGUAUUUUUUUAAAAUUGUUAGGUGAUUAACAAUUGGAGUCUGGGUAUGUUUACUCAAAAAUAAGCUUCACCUGGUUCAGAAGGAGUUUAUUUCCUAGUAAAUAUUCUUAGUUUAGAAAUACAGAUAUGAAUAUUUAUCUAGCAGGUUUUGCUGCUUUAGAAUCUCAAAUAUGCUCAUUACAAAUGCAUUUGAACUAUGAAAUACUUAUAUUUUCUUUUCUUUUUACUUUUUGUGGUAUGAAGCAUUAAGAAACCAAGUAAGUUCUUCAGUCAGGAGAUCUGUAUCCUGAAACAGCUAGUUAGACUGCCCUAAUGACUGAGGCAGCCUACAAAUUGAUACCUAAUUUAAUUAUAUAAGGAUAUGGAAACACUGUUAGAGCUACUUUAUUAUUGCCAUCUUUUCUACGCACACAUAGGGAAAGAAAUAUAUAUUUUGUGCAAAAAUAUCUCUCAGCACAUUUUUAAAACUGCAGCAAGCAGAAACACACACACAUACUCACACAAAGUAAUCAUAGUCAUAAAUAAUGAUUUCUUACUAAAUAGGAGAACUUUUUUUUUCAAAUGAAGCUGAAUUGAACCAGGAGCCUUAGAUUAUGCACAGGCUGAUUACUUGCCUGAAAAAUAAUUUCAGGUUUUAGUUACUCCCUUGAUCAUAUUAACAAAUAAAGACUACAGUGAAUUACUAGGUUAGAAAUAUUAAGGCUUGAUUAUAUAGCUCUGAAUAUAAUAUAUGAUCUGGAUUUAUAAUAUUCAAUUUUAUCAAUCUUUUCCCCCUCAACUAUAUUGGUUAGUUGGGCUAGUUGGGUUUUUUUAAUAAAAUCAGUGACUACCUCACAUUUUUCUACAUUUUUAGAUAUUUGCACAUCUGGCUGUAAAAUUACAAAGAGGAUAGAUUAAAAACCAUACCUUUUCUGAUUAGAACUUUUUGGUAAAGGAUCUUGUGACCCUGCAGAUAUUGCUGAAUUACAGCACAGCAAAGGGAAGGGGUUGCUAGGAGUUGCAGUUAAAAAUAUCUUCAGCACCCUAGGCUACUGCCUCAGGUUGCCUCUCGAAACAAACCAUUUGCUGUCUUUAAUUUUACGUAUUUCAUUCAGCACAUUCAAGCAUAAAGAGGGUUAGUGAAUUGGUUUCUAAAAUGGAAUUGAAAAACUAAAAGGUAUGUUAUUCUUUUUCAUUACAAAAUGGGAAUGGCAGCCAAACAUCCUAUGCAGUCCAGUACAUGAUAGAAAUUAAAGUAAUUUUGCUUUAACAUUUCCUUCAGAAAGCAUGUUUCGCUUGUACAUUCGGUGUCCAAAACAGGGUUCCUGAAGCCAGACUGUUGCUUCUUGCAAUAGCAAUAAAGAUUUAAGUAACAAAUUUCUCCAAAAUAAAUACAAGCCAAAAAUUAUAAACUACAUACCUAGUAUUAAUAUCAGAUAAGAAUUUCAUGGCAGGAAGUGCCAGAGCAAACAGUUCUAUUCGCAGUUGCUUGCCAGAAAUUGUGGGUUAUGUUUUACCCUCCAACAGAAGUGUUUCCCCUUCCCUCUGCCAUUCCCCAUGAAUCCCAAAAAGUUUAUCUGGAAGUUUGAGGACCUUCUGGAUGUUGGAUGGUACCCAUUGACAUUUUAUGAUUUGCAUGGUCACUUGUACAAUGUGAAACAAAGCUAAAUCAGGAACCCUAUCUUAUCCAGAGGCUCAGUCAGUCAAUCUGAUUAAUGACCUGCACCUAUUUUUGGUGGAGAUUAAAGUGGUUACCAUUUGAAGAUUAUGAAUGAAUACAUUUCAAAUGAAUAUUCUGUUGUUUUUCUGAGCACUUGAACUAGUCCAGAUUGAACUUGAGAAUCUUGAAUUAGAAGUAGAUUGUAGGCAUUUCUUGCUUCUCCUAUCUCAUUUCUGAACAUCUCUUGCACCCAGUUGCUGACCUACUUUUCUAUCUUAAAAGCUGUUUAGAAAGGUCACUUGCAAUGGUGGGAUUCAGCUGGUUCACACCAAUUCAGGUUAACCGGUUAUUAAAUUACCCAACCCCUGCUAUCAAAAUGGAUCCUGGGUGCUGCUCUGCGCUGCAAUGGAGAAACGGGCAAUGGAGCAGCCGGUGCAAGGGAAAAAGGCCGCUUUCCCUCUUUCUUCUCCCUACUCCUCCUUCCCUUGUGCCGGCCGCUCCAUUGCCCAUUUCUCCAUUGCAGCAGAGCACCCAGGAUCCUCUUUGAUAGUGGGGGGAGGGUAAUUUAACAACUGGUUCACCCAGGGUCAGGUUGGCUGUCUUGAGAGACAUAGCCCAUCCCCCAGCUCCACCGCACAUGCAAGAUGGCCAACCUGACCCUGGGUGAAUUGGUUAAAUUAUUUGAAUCCCACUACUGAUUACUUGUCUUUAAAACAAGUUUAAAAGGUUCAUGAACCCACAGAUAAGUAUAUUUCACUCUGAUCCUAUACAAUACUUUUCAAAAUUAUUUUCACUGUGCCUCUAUGCUCCUGCCUCAAUCAUAAAGGAAGAGGAAUUUUAAGAAAAAGCUGGUAUUUAAAAUGGUAAAAACUGAAAUAUUUUAUGCCUGGCAGGAGUCAACAAAAAGCUAUUCAAAAGUUAUUACCAUGAAAAUGAAUUCACACACAGGUUAAACAAGCCACUGUGAUCUAUUACAUGUUUAAAAUUAUAUAUACCUAGACAGUUAGUAAAAGAAUGUGGUCUCUUGCAGCCUCAUCACAAAAAAGAUGGUAUUUGGGACGCCCAUCUUCAGUAAAAUAAUAAUCCUUUCCUUUAUUAUUUCCUAUGGAAAAAUAUAAAAUUUAGCCUGUGUGCAGAAUGUUAAUGGAGUUAUAUAUGUUACCUUCUCUGUUUCAGGUUCAGGAAUUUCUUAUUCAUUUUGCAUUCAUCACAAAAAA
Messenger RNA from Pseudonaja textilis, 5545 nucleotides. RefSeq names its product IKAROS family zinc finger 2 (gene IKZF2). The record is from RefSeq and is a predicted model, not a curated record. Lineage: Eukaryota; Metazoa; Chordata; Lepidosauria; Squamata; Elapidae. Gene Ontology annotation, molecular function: DNA-binding transcription factor activity; RNA polymerase II cis-regulatory region sequence-specific DNA binding. Gene Ontology annotation, biological process: regulation of transcription by RNA polymerase II.